AUGGCAUCCCCCAGCAGUGACAGCUAUAUCGUGCGAGUCAAAGCUGUGGUUAUGACCCGAGAUGACUCUAGUGGGGGCUGGUUGCCGCAAGAAGGAGGCGGUCUCAGUAGAGUUGGCGUCUGCAAGGUCACGUACCCGGAGGGCAAUGGAAGAAGUGGAUUUCUAAUCCAUGGUGAAAGGCAGAAAGACAAACUGGUGGUGCUUGAGUGCUUUGUGAAGAAGGACCUGGUGUACACAAAGGCGAACCCCACCUUCCACCACUGGAAAGUUGACAACAGAAAGUUUGGGCUAACUUUUCAGAGCCCUGCCGACGCUCGAGCCUUUGACAGAGGAGUGAGGAAAGCCAUUGAGGACCUCAUCGAAGGGUCUACGACUUCUUCGUCAACGCUUCACAACGAGGCUGAGGUCGGUGAUGAUGAUGUCUUCACAAAUGCUACAGAUAGCUCCUCUAACUCCUCUCAAAAAAGGGAACAGCCUGUGAGAACGCUGGCUUCUCCUUCAUCCUGUGAACAUCGAAGAAUUUGCACUCGUGGACACCUUCAUGACCAUUUCAGCUCUGACCACUACCAUCUAGACCAAUCAGUACCGCGAUCCUACCGGCACGUCAACUUUCCAGAUGAUGAUGAGGAGAUAGUGCGAAUCAAUCCUCGGGAAAAGAUUUGGAUGACUGGAUACGAGGACUAUCGCCAUGCCCCAGCACGGGGAAAGAACUUUGAUCCUGAUGACAUGGACUCCUACGUACGUUUUGCCAAAAGCGAGGCCUCAAAACAUGAAUACACUUACCCUUAUGUAGACAACUCGGACUUUGACCUGGGUGAAGAUGUCAAGGGUGCUGUGAUAAAGACUCAACCUGUCAAAUUCAAGCCUAGGCGGAAGGAAGAUGGUGAGAGGUCACGGUGUGUGUACUGCAGGGACAUGUUCAACCACGAGGAGAACAAACGGGGUCAAUGCCAGGAUGCUCCAGACCGCGUCAAGACUUGCAUCCAUCGAGUGAGCUGUAUGUGGUGUGCAGACACUAUGCUCUAUCACUGUAUGUCCGAUCCAGAAGGAGACUAUACAGAUCCUUGCUCGUGUGACACCAGUGAUGAAAUGUUUUGCCUCCGGUGGAUGGCCCUUAUCGCCUUGUCUUUCAUUGCUCCAUGUAUGUGCUGUUACUUGCCGCUUCGGGCUUGUUACCACUGUGGGGUCAUGUGCAGGUGCUGUGGUGGAAAACACAAAGCUGCUGGAUGACUACAGAUGCAUUCGAAGUGUUACAUUUUUCCUGUAGUUCAAGGAACACGUUGGUUUUGGAGCAUUGAGAUCACUCAUUUUGAUGCAGCCACUGUGCCCAACAGCAUCCAGAAACCACCAGUUUGGAUCACUUUACGUUGGUCGUCUGGGGCUCACACUGCAUUGAUUUGCUCAUAAAGUGUUCUAACUAACUAACCUACAGCAUAGACUUUUGUAUUAUUAAUCUGUAAUCAAAACAGACUGUCUUGUACAUGUUUAUAUUUUAUUUUUAUUUUUUUUUCCAGUUACAAUGAGUUUGAGAAAAGAACUGCUUUAAAUGGUGGUGGAUUGUAGAACAUCUCCAGGUUGUGUCCGUCUUGCCUCUGCUUGUGCGGUACCAUCAGCGGGUUAGCAAGCUCUGGCAUUUCUAGAAACGGGGUGGUGUGGUGAAUGAAAUCUCACAUGGAAGGUAUUUUAACUUGCCGUCAAGUUAUUGUGUGUGUAUAGAAGGUGUGCUAGUAACAAAACUUGUACCACAACACAGUAUUUCUGUCACUGGUUUCCUUGGGUUUUUUGUUCUGUUUUCCAAAGCCAAAAUAGUCAUCUAAGCUGCAGUUUGUCUUCUAGAGUCCAUCGUCAUUUCCUUCAGCAAACAUCUUAAAUUAUUUCUCUGUUCAUAAAGCUCUGUGAACAGAAAGCAAGGCUCAGUUACCAUAAUCACAUAACCAUUGAGAGUCUGGUAGUCCUCCUUACCUGCAAUCAUUUCAGACCACUACUUGAAAGGGAAACUUAGAUUUUAGGGUUUUCUUUUUUCCCUAAAUAACAUUGGAAAAAUAAAACUGUGUUUUCAGAGUUCUGCCCAAAAGAAAGGGAACUUCUUCAGUAGCCAGCCAUGUAAUGAUUGUGAAUAAAACACUACGGUUCCAAAUGAGGAAAAAUUGUUGUUAUGCAAAGAAUUACUAACAAUGCAAUGUCAAAAGCACUAUUAUGGCAAUUCUUGGGAAAUGCUGCAUU
Messenger RNA from Chaetura pelagica (chimney swift), 2223 nucleotides. It is a transcript of the gene SPRED2, whose product is annotated as sprouty-related, EVH1 domain containing 2. Bases 1 to 1230 code for a protein of 409 amino acids. The transcript has 6 exons. Gene Ontology annotation, biological process: multicellular organism development; negative regulation of MAPK cascade. The record is from RefSeq and is a predicted model, not a curated record. Gene Ontology annotation, cellular component: membrane. Gene Ontology annotation, molecular function: protein kinase binding. NCBI's taxonomy places the organism in Eukaryota, Metazoa, Chordata, Aves, Apodiformes, Apodidae.